This is a messenger RNA of Anastrepha ludens (Mexican fruit fly), 5351 nucleotides long. It is a transcript of the gene f, whose product is annotated as probable serine/threonine-protein kinase DDB_G0282963. Bases 19 to 4779 code for a protein of 1586 amino acids. NCBI's taxonomy places the organism in Eukaryota, Metazoa, Arthropoda, Insecta, Diptera, Tephritidae. The transcript is spliced from 13 exons. Gene Ontology annotation, cellular component: cytoplasm. Gene Ontology annotation, biological process: actin filament bundle assembly. Gene Ontology annotation, molecular function: actin filament binding. The record is from RefSeq and is a predicted model, not a curated record.
CGGAUCUGAAUUUGUGUUAUGCGCGAUCUAAAGGAAUGCUUAAUGGAUCUCUUGCGAACGAGAGGAAUUUCAGUGGGGGAGCAAUUUACGCAGUGCACUGAUAGGAACUUCUCAAAACGCCAUUAUAAUUUCAAAACCAUCCGAGGGCUUAGUACUGAGCUUGAUUCUAGCAACUCUGAUAUUAUUUCGGGACCCAUAAUCCAUUUUAACGAAAAUCUUUCAAUGGCAAGAAGAUUUAAUAUGCGUAAUUUUGCAUCGUGCCGCUACACAUCGUGUCCCUCUAGUAGAACUAGUCUGGAAAGCAGUUUAAGAAACGAUGAAAGGAAUUUAUCAUCUGGAGAUGAUUCGUUGCCAAGAAAAAGUUUUCACUGUAGUCGAAAUUGUAUAUGCCAAGCAGCAGUGGAAGGAAGUACCAGUGACGACGGGACACAGCUCGAUUCAUUCUGCACUCUUUGUACUUCUUCGUUUAGUUAUACAAAUUGUUGCGGAUACAGUAGUAAUGCAUGUUCUGACUCUAACUCGGAGUGUAUUUUGGGUUCAAACAGCAACAGCAGAAAACGUUUAAAACAGUCAAAAAGGCAUGAUAUUGGCUCGGUGUUCGGCAAGACUGACGACAGCAACAUAGGCAACGCUGUCAAUUUAUCAGUUCAGGGCGGCAGCCAAAUGCAUUCGCACCAAUUAGACUCCUAUGACUCCACGGGAAGCAUUUCUUCCAUGGAAAGGCCUAAUGGAGGCGCAUUGGCUCUGCAUUACGCGGCGGCACGUGGCUGCUUAGACUGUGUGCAAUUGCUUGUGGGAGCAUCAACAGAUAUUUGUUACUUCUCUACAAUCAGUGCUAGAAAGGGCAUUUUUGGUAGGAUGACCACCAGCUUAACCUCCUAUCGUCGUAGCAAAGUUAAAAGUAAAUCCAACAACGAUAUUUCCUCUGUAGUAGCGGAGGUUAAUGGUGUUAGUGGUGAGCUACAUAACUCACCACAACAUGUUUCUAAUGAUGAUCUCUCAGAUUUAGCCGAAAUGAUGAGCGUAAAUGUGGAAAAAGAGAAAAAUCUGGCCAGUGAUGAUGUAGCUGUUGUACGAAAAGAACACAAUAACCGACGCAGUAUUGUAAGCGCAAAUACACAAAUGGAUAAUGAUGUCACACCAGUCUACUUAGCAGCGCAAGAAGGGCACUUGGAAGUACUGAAAUUUUUAGUGCUUGAAGCAGGCGGCUCACUCUACGUUCGCGCACGCGACGGUAUGGCACCGAUACAUGCCGCUUCACAAAUGGGGUGUCUGGAUUGCCUCAAGUGGAUGGUACAAGAUCAAGGAGUUGAUCCGAAUCUGCGAGAUGGGGAUGGCGCCACACCGUUGCAUUUUGCUGCCUCGCGAGGCCAUCUUUCUGUUGUUCGUUGGUUGCUUAAUCAUGGUGCAAAGCUUUCAUUGGACAAAUAUGGCAAAUCACCUAUUAACGACGCUGCAGAAAAUCAGCAAGUAGAGUGUCUUAACGUGUUAGUGCAACAUGGCACUUCUAUAGAGUAUAAUUGUCGCGACAAGAACCCCCUGCAACGACAUAAAACUUGUUCCUCAUCCAGCAAGCAACUACAGGAGACGCAAAAUUGCAAUUUCAAUGGUAGCGACAGUGUUAACUGUGUCAGCAAUUGCUCACACGGCAGCUGCAAUUCAAAUAGCAGUAAACAGACCAGUCGCAGCAAUACCAUCAAAUCCAAGUCAUCGUCGACUUUGAGCUCAGAUAUUGAGCCAUUUUACCUGCAUCCACCAUCCAGUGUUAUGGCUCACAAGCGCGUGGACGCUAUUUAUGCACAUUCACAACAGUCACGGUCGUCUUCUGAAAAAUUGUACAAUGGACAAAUGGUGCCGAAUGAUGGCUUGUAUAUUAAUCCAAUGCGUAACAACUUCUUUUCCCCUCCUUCCCCCAAUGGCAGCGUGUCUGGAGAAUCAUUCUUUCUUCACGAUCCCCAGGAAUUAAUUUAUAAUCGGGUGCGAGAGUUGUUUGAUUCAGAUUGUAGUAGCAUUAGACAUUCGAAACCAAAACUAAAUCGACACAAAUCUCAAACUCAAAAUAAGAAUAACAAAUCAAAUUCCAUAAACAAUGCAAUGACUGUACAAGCAGAUGUGCACUCGAGCUCUAGUGGUGCUGGAAGUGGAUCGGAAGAAUCCAUUUCCGUUUCAGUACAAUCAAGUAUGAAUUCUUCCAAGGCGAACAAUCUCCGGAGUCACAGCUUCAAUGUUCACAAUAAAUGCAACAAUCAAAUUGGCAGUCGCGAUCAAAACACCAGCACCAGUACCAGCGUAAAGAUGAGCAUCAAUAAUAAUACAAAGACGAAUGAAAACGGUAUAUCCGGGCUCAACUAUAAUAAAAAUAAUAUCUGUAGCAACAACAGUAGCAUAAAGAAAGGAAUUCAAAAUCAAACUCCAAACCAAUCAAACAACAAUUAUUUGAACAAUGAAAAAAUGCGGCAUGAAAGUUCGCAUGAUCAUGAUUACGAGGAUAUAUAUAUGGUUCGUGAAGAAGCUCGAAGAAACCAACACAAAUACGGAUCUGGACGGUCACGGUCCCGUGACAGUGGGUCACAUUCGCGCUCAGCUAGCACUUCCUCAACUCGCAGUACAGAUAUCGUACUACAAUACAGCAACCAUAAUAUGAACAAUAAACUCAAAAGUGAACCAUUGAAUCGAAAUAAAUCGCAAUCGGCCAUUGGAUUGCAUACAAACAAAUACGAGAUGUCGCAUAAGGAAAGCUAUACCGUUAAAAACGUGAAUGUGAAGAACCAGCUCAACACAAGUUGUAAUAACAACAACGGUGGCAUUAAGAGCGACACAUAUGAAAGUCUAUGUCCAAUAGAAGAUAUUGCGGAACGCACAAAGCAAUCACACAAGAACUCGGUUAUUCGCAAUAAUCUUGAUGGUAGCAGCUCCAGCAACAUGCUUCAGUCCACUUGCAGCUAUGAUGAAAACUCAACCGAUCGCCACUUAAAACGAGUUUCUUCUGCUCCACCUAUACAAAACAUAGCAAUCGUAAGCGGUCCACCACCUCCUCCAUUGCCACCACCGGUGAACGCAGCCGUACAUAAAAACAGCCAAUUGAUUGCAACCGAACCCUCAAAUUGUUACCUUAGUAACUCAAACGUUUUGGAUAAUAUAGACUCUGAUUCGGGUCUAGAAGUCAUCGAAGAGCCGAGUUUACGUCCAUCGGAGCUAGUCAGAGGCAAACAUAAUCGAACUAUGUCUACAAUCUCGGCAAACAAAAAGGCAAAACUUCUGAAUGGCGGUAGUAGCGCAAGUGUGCAACAGCCUACUCCGAUUGCAACUAUUGGCUGUGUUGCUUCAAAUGGUGAAAUCAGCAAUUAUCAACCAGUGCAAAUCGGCAACUACAAUAAUAACAGUACUGCUUGUGGCGGAUAUCAUAUUUGCAGUGAUCAACAGGAAGACAGAAGCCAGGUGCAACAUCAUCAAUUGCAUCAUACAGAUAUUCAACAACAACAAUUGCAACAAAGUUAUCAACAAACUCAAAUUUAUGGAUCCUCGGCCGAAGAUCACUAUGAGCUACAACAGAUACAAUACGGGUACGCGAGCAACGGUGCCCAUUGUCCUCGUCCAGGCGGCCCAAAUUUAGUUAAUAAACAGUUAGUACUGCCUUUCGUGCCACCCAGUUUUCCAAAUAAGUCGCAAGAUGGAGUGACUCAUCUCAUAAAACCAUCUGAGUACCUAAAGAGUAUAAGUGAUAAACGGUCGUGUCCAUCGUCUGCAAGAUCCACCGAUAGCGAGGAUUAUAUGCAUAUCCAAGUGGCUAAUCAACAUGCAGUCGGCUUCGAACCUCCAAAACCGCCACCGCCACCUCCUCUGCCAAUUCACGCCCUAUUGCCGCACAAUGACAAGCAAAACAGUGUAAAAACAAUGAAUUCACAUGUAUCCAUAGUCAAUCAGGAUACUGCCACUCGUAAACAGCAUCAGCCACUCUCCGCCAUCUCCAUUCAAGAUCUUAACAGUGUGCAGCUUCGUCGUACUGAUACUCAGAAAAUGCCAAAGCCGUAUCAAAUGCCAGCACGUAGUCUCAGCAUGCAGUGUCUAACCACCUCAUCUGAGGCUUAUCUUAAGACGGACCUGAUUGCAGAAUUAAAGAUAUCAAAGGACAUUCCAGGCAUUAAAAAAAUGAAGGUGGAAAAACAAUUGGCGGGUCAAUUCGAAAGUGAACAUUAUUCGGAAAUUUCCAAACAGUUUACGGCGAACAAUUAUAUGGAUCAGCUUUAUUUACAGAUUCCAGAAAAAGAUCAAGCGGGAAACAUCAUCCCGGAUUGGAAACGUCAAAUGAUGGCAAAAAAGGCUGCAGAACGUGCCAAGAAGGAAUUCGAAGAACGAAUGGCAAAAGAAGCUGAAAAUAGGCGACUCUCACAGAUCCCUCAGUGGAAACGAGAUCUGCUUGCGCGGCGGGAGGAAACUGAAAAUAAAUUAAAAUCUUCAAUUUAUACUCCUAAAGUGGAGGAGAAUAAUCGCAUUGCUGAAACAUGGCAACUAAAAAAUAAAGCCUUUUCAAUAGACAACAUUAAUUUUGUUCCCCCUUGCACCGAUGCCCAACCACCAAUUGUGGGUGCUUGUGACAACAGCAACAAGGAAAACAAGGGACAAAAUGAACAAAACACAAUAGGCAACAACACAACUGAAGAUGCCACUACACAAAACUUCUCCAAUGAUAACCAAUACAUCAAAGGAGAAGAUGCUGAUAACAUUAUACCAUGGCGAGCCCAGUUACGAAAAACAAAUAGCAGACUAAGUUUAAUUUAAAAACGUACAUAAAUGUUAUCCUUGUUUUAAUACCUUCGAAAAUAAUUUGUUCUACUUACUUACUACGUAUACUUAUGAUAAACCAGCAAAUGAUACUCGGUAUGUCUUACCUGAAAGGCGAUAAGGGUGGAACUGUUACAUCUUUUUUCACCAACUAUUUUUUUUCAAUAUGUGUUGUAUGUACAUCUGUGUACGUACAUAUUAUAUAUUCUUUGCCUUAGGCUAUAUUUCGCUAUUCUAAAUUACUGUUGCAUUGGGCAACUGAAAUAAUAUACAUGAGUAUAUGCAUAUGUGCAUAUGUACAAUACAAUACCUUCAUCUGCAUGCAAUGCAUAUGUAUAUGUUUAAACAAUAUAUCAUUUAUACAUACAUAAUUUUACGUAUCUAAAUAUGUGCAUAUUAUUUAUUACCUUAAUUAUGAUUUAUUAUUUUAUACUUGUUAUGCCAGAAUACAAUUUGCAAUAAAUAUAAAUUUUAAAAACACCGACCUUUUUAUAUGUAAGAAUACUUACCCAAUAAUUGAAUCACUAAUAACAUCGAAAAUAAACAUUAAAGACCGAAUGGUUCGUCUA